This is a messenger RNA of Eruca vesicaria subsp. sativa (arugula), 898 nucleotides long. NCBI's taxonomy places the organism in Eukaryota, Viridiplantae, Streptophyta, Magnoliopsida, Brassicales, Brassicaceae. The record is from the annotation of a GenBank genome assembly.
AUGGCUGCCACCUACCACGUUCGAUCUUGUAGCUUACCAGCAAGGCUACAUUCAAAUGGUCUCAUCAACCAUAUUCAGCAACUCCUCAACAAGGUUCCUACAGAUACUAAUAAUAACAGUCUCUCGUGUCUCUCAGAGCUCUAUGACUCUGUUUCUCAUCUUUUCAACGACUCACCAGCUUCAUCACUACUCCCUCAUCACUCCUUUUUCACCCAUCUUCUUGAUCUUUCCCUUGUACACCUUGACUUGUGCUCCAAGCUACGAGACAUCACUUGCCGCAUCAAGGACAUCAUCCGAGAUCUACGUUUUGCUUUCAGACGGAGGACACACGGUGGAGAUUCAACCAUCCAGUGCCACCUCAAAGUCUUUAUUCGUUCUCGGAGAUUGAUUCAUAAGGAUCUUGCUAAGCUUCUCUUGUUGCUCAAACAAACGGAUCAUUCCUCCUCAGAGUCAACUCAUCCUUUGAUCACACUUCUCAGACAAGUUUGUUCCCAAACAUGCCUUUCCUUUAGGACUGUCUUGUUGUCCUUAUCCUCACCUGUACCGAAGCCCACGCCUCAAAAAUGGGCUUUAGUCACCAGACUUGUGAUCAAGAACGUUACUCAAGUUCAAACAAACGAGUUCCAGAUGAUGGACGAGGAGCUACAAAGAUUAGGCUUGGCGAAAGAGAUAAAGAAGGAACAAAUCAAGUCUUUGAUCACAACCUUUGAUAACGUAGAUGUCGCAGUUGAAGAACUAGAGGAGUCGCUUGAAACCUUAUACAGGCGCAUGAUACAAGCAAGAGUCUCUAUUUUGAACACACUCUCUAUGCAUGUAUGAUUUUAAUUAGAACUCCAUUCACUAGAUUCUCCUUGUGUAUGUAUACAACUUCACCCAUAUUUUUCAAAAACAUGUUACC